Messenger RNA from Adineta steineri, 1629 nucleotides. NCBI's taxonomy places the organism in Eukaryota, Metazoa, Rotifera, Eurotatoria, Adinetida, Adinetidae. The record is from the annotation of a GenBank genome assembly.
AUGAAUCGUGUAGAUUUAAAUCAAACGAUACUUUCUUCUUUAAAUUCAGGAGAUGAACAAUCAUCGGAUGAUGAAAUUAAGACUCUUAAUAGUACAGCAGCUACAGAUAAUGCCGAUGCUGAUAUUGAUACAACAUUAGCAUCCAUACGAUAUUCUCCAGCAAAUAUUCAAACAGUUUACAAUGAACUUUUAUUAAUUCGUCAACGUUUAUCACAAGAAAAUGAACGUUUAAAAAUCAAAUCAGAUUUAUUAAAUCAAUGGGAACAACGUAUGCGUGAAACAAUUGAACAUGGUUGGCAAGCACAUAAAGAUAAAUUUGAUAGUGAAUUAAAUGUCUAUAAAGAAAAAUUAAAUAAUGUAACAAAAGAUUUUAAACGAACAAAUGAUAGUUUACAAUUAUUACGUGAACAAAAUAGUGAAUUAAAACGUAAUUAUAAUGAUUUACGUGAAACAAAUGAUAAAUUAGCUGAAAAAACUAAACAAACAGAAAAACGUGCAGAAAAUUUAAUACGAUUAAAUCAAAUAUCAGAACAAAAAAUAAAAGAAUUAGAAAAAACUAUUGAAAUAAAUAAAAAAUGUCUAUUAAAUAAUCCAAAUGAUGAAUGUAGAAAAUCAAUGGAAAAUAUUCAUUCAUCUCGAACUACAUCAAUUACAGAUCAAUCGAAUGAACAUCAUUCAUCAACAACUUCACUGACAACUAUAUCAAAAUCUCCUAGUAUUGCUUCUCCUGAUUCUAUGAUUUUCUUAUUUAAUUGGUUAUCUGAUAUUACACAAACAACUGUAUCUGAAUGGCCAAAUACUUCUUCAAUAACACCAGAUACAAUUGAAAGAUAUUCGAAAUUAUUAACUAUUCUUGCUGAUCAAUCAUCGUUUUGUUUAAAUAAGAAUCAUUCAAAUUUAAUUAUUUCUUAUCUUAAAUUAGUUUAUUUUUCAUUAAUAAUGAUUGAAUGUCCAACAACAAGCGGACAAACGCGUCAUCUUUAUUCAUGUUCGUAUCGAAGAUUAUGUGAACAAAUUCUUAAAUGUGAUAAAAAUCAAGAACGUCCACAUCUUUUUGAUGAUAAUGAACCACUUAUUCGACUUUAUGCUUGUUUAAUUGUUUUAUUAACAUGUAAUAAAAUUAUUGAUCUUAUUACAUCUUAUAAUCAACUUCGACUUGAUUUAAAUUCAAAACCAUUUAUUGAUCUCUUUGUUACAAAUUAUGGUAUUAUCGCAUUAUAUAGAUGGCUUAAACCACCAUCACAUCACAAACGACUAAUAUUCGAUACAAUUGAUCUUCUUCUACUUCUUUGUACGGAUUCCAAAUCACUUCGUCCAUUUUUAAAACAAUUAAGUAAUGAAACAUGGUUUCAUUUAUUUUAUCAAUUAGCCCAACAAUGUAAUGAUGGUCUUGGUUCAUCAACAAAUCUAAGCAAUAUUCAUCUUCCACUUACUCCAACAUUUGAUCUUAAAACAAUGGAAAAACUAGGAAUAUUAUUUGAAAAACUUUCAGAAUUAACAGAAAAUCGUCGAUUAUUUUCAAAAUAUAAUUUUUUGUAUAUAUUUAAAGAAUGGAAACAAAAAUUUGUUAAUGAUAGUCCUUUUCUUGUACUUAAUAUGAAAUCAACAUUAUUAAAUUUAGAACAAUAA